CAGCGGUCGAAGACGACGGCGAGGAGCAGAGCGCAGCGUCCGCCAUAAUUAUUUUUGACCGUCGAGCUCGCAGGUCACGCACUCAGCCGCUCCUCCGCCGGCGCCCCUGCCUAUCCCCGAGAGACUGUCCGUCCCCGCGAAACCGAAGCGAGAUGGCGAUCAACAUACCGGGCCUGGUGGCCAUCAUAUUCUUCUACCUCAUCAUCCUAGUGGUGGGCAUCUGGGCUGGCCGCAAGGACGAUACGCCGCGUCGAGGCAUGUUUUCAAAGAGCGUGGGCGAACAAUCCCACAUCAUGCUCGCCGGCAGAAACAUCGGGCUGUUCGUCGGCGUCUUUACUAUGACCGCGACUUGGGUUGGCGGCGGUUAUAUCAACGGUACCGCCGAAGUGGUCUACCUCAGCGGGCUCUCCUGGUGCCAGGCUCCCUUUGGAUACGCCAUCAGCCUGCUCAUCGGCGGAUACCUGUUCGCGGUGAAGAUGAGGAAGGCCGGCUACAAGACAAUGCUGGACCCUUUCCAGCAACACUUCGGCGCCCGCAUGGGCUGCCUGCUCUUCCUGCCGGCCCUUUGCGGCGAAGUGUUCUGGUCGGCCGCCAUCCUCGCCGCCCUCGGCGCCACCGUAGAGGUCAUCAUGGACUUUGAGCGCACAGAGUCGGUGGUCGCGUCGGCGUGCAUCGCUCUUUUCUACACGUUCACGGGCGGCCUCUACUCGGUCGCCUACACGGACGUCAUCCAGCUCAUGGCCAUCUUCUUUGGCCUGUGGCUGUCGUUGCCCUUCGCCAUGUUCCACGAGGCGGUCGGCCGGAUCUCCUACCCGAUGAAUGACUUCGUGGGUAGCAUUGACUCGACGGAGUUCGGCCUCUACUGGGACUCCAUGCUGCUCCUCAUGAUGGGCGGCGUGCCCUGGCAGGUCUACUUCCAGCGGGUUCUCUCGAGUCGCACGGCCGAAGGUGCCGAGCUGCUGUCGUACAUGGCGGCCUUCGGCUGCCUGUUCAUGGCCAUCCCGCCCGUCAUCAUCGGCGCUGUCGCCAAGGCGGCUAACUUCACGCAAGCGGGCUACACGAAGGCCGUUCCACUGACGGGCGAGGCGACGUCGCUGGCGUUGCCGCUGGUGCUGCAGUACCUGACGCCUGGCUUCGUCUCCGCCAUGGGGCUGGGCGCCGUCUCCGCUGCGGUGAUGUCCUCUUCGGACUCGUCCAUCCUGAGCGCGGCCUCCAUGUUCGCCUGGAAUAUCUACAAACUCGGAAUCAGGCAGAACGCUACGGAGAAGGAGGUCAUCAGUGUGAUGCGCGUGUCCAUUGUGCUGGUGGGCGCGCUGGCCACCUACAUGGCUCUCACGGCCGACUCCGUCUACGGCCUGUGGUACUUCUCCUCGGACCUGGUUUACGUGAUCCUCUUCCCGCAGCUCGUGUGCGUGGUCUACCUCAAGGAGUACGUAAACACGUACGGCUCCUUCGCCGCCUACGUGCUCGGCUGCUUCCUGCGCGCGGGCGGCGGCGAGCCCAUCUUCAAUAUACCUCCCUUCAUCAAGUACCCCUUUUACGACUACGAGCAGGGCACGCAGCGCUUCCCGUUCAAAACCUUCUCCAUGAUCAUCAGCUUCCUCACCCUGGUGGCGGUGUCCAGCGUCACCUCAUGGCUCUUCGCAGGUGGACGCGCGCCUCUCGACUGGGACGUGUUCGGCUGCUUUCAGCCCGGCGCCAAGGUGCUCGACAAGGUGCCCUUGGUUGAGGGCGCGGAAUUGAGGGCGCCUGCCGCUGUGGGAUCACCGCUCGCUGCUCCCGAGCCUGUGCUCCCGCCGACCACGGCGGAGACGUCUGCGAUUCCGGGCAGUAGUGCGUCGGCGUCGACUACACCUCGCGUCGCCGCAGGCAUCACGCCCAGUCGCAUAUCGCAGCACUCAGCUGAAAUGACGUCCAAGAGUCCCGGUGCACCAGCGAAGGGCGACGUCAGCAAGGACCUGAGCGAUACGUCGCCCAGCAAGCACAAGCGCAAGAACCCCCGCCCCUCCAGCCAGGAGUCAAGCAAGUUGGCGCAAAGCGACACCCCGCAGCCGCCGCAACCGUCGGCCGCGCACGAGACCACAACCGAGGAGAAGCACCACUGAGCUGCCCGGGUGCCGCCGCAUUCGGAGCGAACGCCACGUUGGUCGUGGUGGCAAUGAUGAAGAGAAAAUGCGCUCGCCUCUUGGGAACCAGUUCGACUUGGGCAUUAAUGCACGCAGCCGAUCCUCUCUAACCACGCAUUGUAGUACAUUUCGAGCGCUGUAGAGGUAAAGGUCCAAGGGGAUGCACCCAAGGAGCUGGAAGAUAUGCGCAGCCGUAACACGUUCCAUAGAGGUGUCCGAAGGCAACCGAUGCGUACGCGAGACGGGCCAUGGUGAGGCCGCAUGUUCACGAAGUUAGGUUGUGCGGGAUAUGGCGUUAGAGGCGUUGUCACUGUUGCAAGCGUCAGUGAUGCUUCUUUGUCUGCACACACAGAAUAUACUAGCUGUUCAGGGUUGACGAGACGAGACGGAAAGAAAUUCGGGGCUUACUUUUUCCGGGCCUAGAUACCGGGUGCGAACACUCUAGCACAUGGGCUGAGAACAACGGAUACACACUGAAGGAGGCGCGGCUGCUAUAAUUCUGAUUUGCACAGAUUUACGGUGCUAGCGCAGCAGACAAAGGCGCAAUGGCUCUUGAGCUAACGACGUGUAAGUGGAACAAGACGAGUGAUGAAAUUAGGCUUUGUUGCCUGAUAACGUGCCCCGACCCAGUUUGUUAUCAAUUCAUGUUUCAGUGAUAUACAAAGAUAAUAUUCUUAAUUUUCUAGUGCUUUGCGACAGGUGAUAUUCCAAUGUCGCACCUAAUUGCCAAUAUUCGUUUGUUCUUAGGCUUCACACGUUCGCGGAAGACGGUAUUCAUCUGCAUUUCAGGUUUCCACAUCCUUGCGAAGGAAGAUAUUCACCUUUCCGCAUCACACACAUGUUCUUUAGCGAAUCAGUUAAAUGAUUCUAGGAAUCGCUUCCGCCAUUUUUCAC
Molecule: messenger RNA, 3020 nt
Organism: Dermacentor albipictus
Lineage: Eukaryota; Metazoa; Arthropoda; Arachnida; Ixodida; Ixodidae
Product: high-affinity choline transporter 1-like
Biological process (GO): transmembrane transport; acetylcholine biosynthetic process; choline transport
Cellular component (GO): plasma membrane
Molecular function (GO): choline:sodium symporter activity
Source: RefSeq, a predicted model, not a curated record